Molecule: messenger RNA, 902 nt
Organism: Nelumbo nucifera (sacred lotus)
Lineage: Eukaryota; Viridiplantae; Streptophyta; Magnoliopsida; Proteales; Nelumbonaceae
Product: LOB domain-containing protein 1-like
Source: RefSeq, a predicted model, not a curated record
CCAUUUUUCACAGUUCUAGACCUCCUGUUCCUACUGGCAUCACCAACAAGAAAAACAGAAACAUCUGAAGCUCGGCUAGACAUGGAAACAAGCGAAACCACCACCACCACCACCACCAAUACAACUGGCACCGCUUCCCCUCUCUCCCUUUCUCCUUGUUCUUCUUCACCUCCUCCUCUUCCCCCUCCCGUCGUAAUCAGCCCCUGCGCCGCCUGCAAGAUUCUCCGUCGACGAUGCGUCGAGAAAUGCGUCCUCGCUCCCUACUUCCCUCCGACCGAGCCUCUCAAGUUCACAACUGCCCAUCGAGUGUUCGGUGCUAGCAACAUCAUCAAGUUCUUGCAGGAGCUUCCCGAGUCACAGAGAGCUGAUGCAGUGAGCAGCAUGGUCUACGAGGCGAAUGCGCGAAUUAGAGACCCAGUCUACGGGUGCGCUGGCGCAAUUUGCCAGCUCCAGAAGCAAGUGAACGAGCUUCAAGCACAAUUGGCCAAGGCCCAGGCCGAGCUCGUCAACAUGCAAUGCCAACAGGCAAACCUACUGGCCUUAAUUUGCAUGGAGAUGGCACAAUCUCAACAAGCCCCCUUGUUGCAACAACAACCCUUCGACAACUUCAUGAUAACUAGUCCUCACAGCUUUCAGACCAGCAAUGGGAUCUUCACCGACGACACCAGUCUCGGCUCCACGUGGGAACCACUAUGGACAUGAUUUCAUCAACCCAUCCUCCGUCCGGCGAGUCACCGGUUUCUUUUCCGGUUCUUAUUAAUUGAGUGCACCAGGAGGGAAAGAUCCAAGAGACGUAGUUAGAAGUUAGGACUUAGAAGAAGCCAGAGCAGAAGUAAUAAAUUAAUGCUAAUCCAACUUGAUGAUCAUCGGAAAACUGUAUGAAUAAACUAAAAAAAAAAAAA